UCGUUCUUCAUUCUUGGUCAUUAUCUGACUUAAUCAACGAUCUUGUGAACACCAUGUCUGGAAGAGGCAAAGGCGGGAAAGGGCUUGGAAAAGGAGGCGCGAAGCGUCAUCGUAAAGUUCUGCGCGAUAACAUCCAGGGAAUCACCAAACCCGCCAUUCGGCGUCUGGCUCGUCGCGGCGGCGUCAAGCGCAUCUCCGGGCUGAUCUACGAGGAGACCCGCGGUGUGUUGAAGGUGUUUCUGGAGAACGUUAUCCGCGAUGCCGUCACCUACACCGAGCACGCCAAGAGAAAGACCGUCACCGCCAUGGAUGUUGUGUACGCGCUGAAGCGGCAGGGACGCACCUUGUACGGCUUCGGGGGAUAAACGCCUGAAACCCGGAGAAUCUGACGGACCCAACGGCUCUUUUAAGAGCCACACACUCCCGCACUUAAAGAGUUAAUGUCAAUCAUACCGAUAAAAAAAAAAAAACAUUCUAGAUGAACAUAUUCCUAUUGACUUCUUAAUUAAAGUUUGAUGUGUUAAUAUAAUUAGAGCAAUUUCAUUUUCGUUCUCAAAAGAAGAGUUUUAAAAUACAGAUUUAGUUACAGUUCUCAUUUACAGAUGCUAAAAUGUGUUUUGCAGAUUGAAUAAAUGACAAAUCAGAAACCAUACCAAAAUAUGUUUUUGGUAGCUUUCCCCCACUAAAAUAGGCUUUAUUUGUUGCUCCUGUAGUGUAAACUGAUGCAUGAAUCCAUGAAGUUCUGAGGAAAAUCUGUUUUUAAAGGGAGUCUGACCAUUAUUGGUCUCUUUUCUGCGAAACUCCUUGAAAUGUGUUUAUGGGGUUUUAAUUAAAUGAUGGUGCAGGAUAUGUCUUAAACAGCUUCAUUUAUCAAAAUAUCACUAUGUAUUAACUUUUUUCGAGCAAUGUAGUGCCAUAUAACAAAGGAAAUAAGAAGUAUUUGAUUUUUUUUAACAAUAUAAAUCAAUCAAUUGCUCGAAACGGAGUAGGAAAGAUCGGA
Molecule: messenger RNA, 1000 nt
Organism: Pimephales promelas (fathead minnow)
Lineage: Eukaryota; Metazoa; Chordata; Actinopteri; Cypriniformes; Leuciscidae
Product: histone H4
Cellular component (GO): nucleosome
Molecular function (GO): protein heterodimerization activity; DNA binding; structural constituent of chromatin
Source: RefSeq, a predicted model, not a curated record